GAUUUUAGAGCCCAGGAGGCCAGUCUGCCAUUUCCUUUCUGGGAGUGAUUUCCAAAAUGGACCCGACCUGACAGCCUCUUCUGGGGACUGUAUGAACUCAAUAUCACCACUGAUGGCCCCACCACCACAGCUGCAGAGGUGACCAUCUUGGCUAGCCUGGUAGCCAAGGACAAUGGCAGCCUGGCCCUGCGUGGCAAUGCCCACCUCUACCGCUUCCACUGGAUCCACACCCCACUGAGGCUCACUAGCAAGACGGAGAAGGAUCUCAGCUCGACCAUCCGCGUGGUCAGCAGCAUGCCCGGGGACUUCCCGGUUUCCAUCUGGGUGACUGCUGCCGACUGCUGGAUGUGCCAGCCUGUGGCCAGGGGCUCUGUGGUCCUCCCUAUCACAGAGUUCCUUGUGGGGAACCUUGUGGUCACCCAGAAUACCUCCCUGCCCUGGCCCAGCUCCUACCUCACCAAGACUAUCCUUAAAGUCUCUUUCCUCCUCCACGACCCAAGCAACUUCUUCAAGACUGCCUCAUUCCUCUAUAGCUGGGACUUCGGAGAUGGGACCCAGAUGGUGACUGAAGACUCCAUGGUCUAUUAUAACUAUUCCAUCAUUGGAACCUUCACUGUGAAGCUCAAAGUGGUGGCUGAGUGGGAGCAGGCAGAGCCAGGCUCUGCAAAGGGUGUCUUGCAGAAGACGGGUGACUUCUCUGCCUCGCUAAAGCUUCAGGAAACUCUUCGAGGCAUCCAAGUUUUGGGGCCUACCCUAAUUCAGACCUUCCAAAAGAUGACAGUGACCUUGAACUUCUUGGGGAGCCCGCCUCUGACUGUGUGCUGGCGUCUCAAGCCUGAGUGCCUCCCGCUGGAGGAAGGGGAAUGCCAUCCCGUGUCUGUGGCCAGUACAGCUUACAACCUGACCCACAUCUUCAGGGAUCCAGGGGACUACUGCUUUAGCAUCCGGGCGGAGAAUGUCAUCAGCAAGGCACAUCAAUACCACAGGAUCCAAGUGUGGCCCUCCAGCAUCCAGCCCGCUGUCUUUGCCUUCCCAUGUGCCACACUUAUCACUGUGAUGCUGGCCUUCAUCAUGUACAUGACCCUGCGGAAUGCAACUCAGCAGAAGGACAUGGUGGAGAACCCGGAGCCACCCUCUGGGGUCAGGUGCUGCUGCCAGAUGUGCUGUGGGCCCUUCUUGCUGGAGACUCCAUCUGAGUACCUGGAAAUUGUCCGCGAAAACCACGGGCUGCUCCCGCCCCUCUACAAAUCUGUUAAAACUUAUACUGUGUGAGCACUCCAUUCCCCAUAUCAGUGUUAAGUGAUUGCCUACUUAGAGCUUUGGGCAGGGUGGGUGCACCUCUGACCAGGAAGGAUUCAUGUGUGAGGGGUUAUUGACCUGGUUGGUUGGCCACCUGUAUAGUCCAGCCAGUGUCACAAGCCCCUCUGUGUCAUGCCCACAGCCAUUUGCCCAUCUGUAUAGUCCAGCCACUGAAGUAAGCACCUCUCAGUCACUCUUACCCUACCCUCCAUCCUUAAAGAGACUCUGAGCA
Messenger RNA from Otolemur garnettii (small-eared galago), 1531 nucleotides. It is a transcript of the gene TMEM130, whose product is annotated as transmembrane protein 130. The transcript has 8 exons. Bases 295 to 1272 code for a protein of 325 amino acids. The record is from RefSeq and is a predicted model, not a curated record. Lineage: Eukaryota; Metazoa; Chordata; Mammalia; Primates; Galagidae.